CCCCGGAAGCAAUUCUGGGAGUUGUGGACGGCAAGAUGGCGGUGCGGACGGUCAUGGGGUCCGUGUGCCGGCGCCUUUGGCAGGGCUUGGAAAAUUUUCCCAUAAACACCUCCAAGGGCAGUGCAGCCAAACAUGGUGAUUUUCUUAUUACCAAUAUGAAGUGGGUACAGUUCUCAAACCUGCACAUUGAUUUUCCUAAGGAGUUGACCAAACCCGUGAUCACUGUUUCUGAUGAACCCGACACCUUAUAUAAGCGGCUCUCCAUUUUAGUGAAAGGCCACGAUAAGGCCGUGUUGGACAGCUAUGAGUAUUUUGCUGUGCUUGCUGCUAAAGAGCUUGGGAUCUCUGUUAAAGUACACGAACCUCCAAGGAAAAUAGAGCGAUUUACUCUUCUCAAAUCAGUGCACAUUUUCAAGAAGCACAGGGUUCAGUAUGAAAUGCGGACUCUGUACAGGUGCUUAGAGUUAGAACGUCUAACCGGAAGUACAGCAGAUGUGUACUUGGAGUAUAUUCAGCGAAACUUACCGGAAGGAGUUGCCAUGGAAGUAACAAAGACACAACUGGAACAGUUACCAGAACACAUCAAGGAGCCAGUGUGGGAAGCAGUACCGGAGGAGAAAGGAGAAAGCAAGUCAUGAUGCUUUGGGGCCACGUGCACCUGCGUGUGAGAUGGCUGGCCAGCUGGGUGUGUGUAAAUGGCCAGUGCCUCCAGUUGGCAGUCUGGGUCCGGCUGCCCUGCUGAGUCCUCCAUCUGGCAGAGUGGGCGAUAGAGCCGUAGCAACAGACUGGACAUGCGGAAAGAUCUGCCUUGUUGGUUCUUGUGCAUAUACGUAUGCCUGUUUCAGCUCUGAUCUUAGCAGAUGGGAACAAAGCGUCUGACUACUGAGAACCAGAAAAGGGAACUGUGUGUCUUAUUUUACUCUCCACUUACUAGUUUAUGCCAGUUUGAAUUUAUUUGCUGAAAAUGAGUGUUUGGAAUAUUCUUCGCACAUCCUCCUUAGAAGUUCCUAGAAGGACCUGUUGGUUGAUUUAUCGUGGGUCAGGUAAGGCUUCUGGCACAUGGCGUCUCUGCCUUCUGGGCAGGAUCAAGUGCAGGUUCUGUUGUAUGCCUGGGGAGGGCUGGAUCUGUUACUUUAGGGGUGGUAAGCAAAUGGUGUCUCCUUCAGAGAGAAGGAGAGACGGAGGAAGAUCUUCUGUCCUGCUGAUGCACUCCCCACGUGGUCACAACAGCCAGAGUUGAGUUGAUCUGAAGCCAGGAGUCAGAAGCUUUUUCCAAGUCUCCCAUGUGAGUGCAGGGUCCCCAGGCCACAAGCAGGGAGCUGGAUGGGAAACAGGGCCGCCAGGACAUGAACUAGUGCCCAUAUGGGAUCCUGACACAGGCAAGGCGAGGACUUUAACCACUAGGCUACCACGCCAGGCCCAAAUGGUGUCUUCUUUAAAGUGAAUCAACCUUUCUGUAGAUGGAGCACAUUUGUAGCAUACCCCGAAAUUUUAAAAAUUUGUUUGAAAGAGCAGCAGAGAAAGGUGGGUCGUCUGUCUACUAGUUCACUCCCCAGAUGGCCAUAGCAGCCAGUGCUGGGCCAAGUGGAAGCCAGGACCCUUAGCUCCAUUAGAGUUUCUCCCAAAGGUGCUGAGGGUCUAAGCAGUUAGUCCGUCUUUCACUGCUUUCCCAGG
Molecule: messenger RNA, 1674 nt
Organism: Ochotona princeps (American pika)
Lineage: Eukaryota; Metazoa; Chordata; Mammalia; Lagomorpha; Ochotonidae
Gene: MRPS10
Product: mitochondrial ribosomal protein S10
Exons: 7
Coding region: 36-638 (200 amino acids)
Cellular component (GO): mitochondrion; mitochondrial small ribosomal subunit
Source: RefSeq, a predicted model, not a curated record